Messenger RNA from Sycon ciliatum, 889 nucleotides. Its product is annotated as retinoid-inducible serine carboxypeptidase-like. The record is from RefSeq and is a predicted model, not a curated record. Gene Ontology annotation, molecular function: serine-type carboxypeptidase activity. Gene Ontology annotation, biological process: proteolysis. Lineage: Eukaryota; Metazoa; Porifera; Calcarea; Leucosolenida; Sycettidae.
ACUAUUUCUGAAGAAGAGAGAGAGAGAGAGAGUCUUAUUUCUUUGCCUCUCGUCUGCAUUUGCUGGAAACAUGUUUGUUUCAGCUAUUGUUUUAGCCUGCGUGAUGGUUGUGGCAUCCGCCAAGCCUGCACCUGAGCUGGGAGAGAAAUGGGGCUAUGUGGAUGUUCGUCCUGGAGCUCACAUGUUCUGGUGGUUGUAUGGCUAUGAAGGAACAUUGUCCCCGCAAAAACCACUCGUCAUGUGGCUUCAGGGUGGACCUGGUGGCUCUUCAACCGGCUUUGGCAACUUCCUGGAGAUUGGUCCCCUCGACGUCGACUUGCAACCACGUACAACAUCUUGGACAUCCCGUGCCAACGUUCUGUUUGUUGAUAAUCCCGUGGGAACAGGUUUCAGCUAUGUCGAUGACCUGUCAUUGCUGACUAAGACUGACUUGGAGAUCGCUACUGAUCUAGUCACUCUCACUGAGCAUUUCUUCAAGGCCAACCCGGACUUUGCGAAAACUCCCUUCUACGUCUUCAGCGAGUCGUACGGUGGAAAGAUGACGUCAGUGUUUGGACAGGAGCUGCAGAAGGCUAUUCUGGCUUGCCGUCUAAACAUUAACUAUCACGGUGUUGCUCUUGGCGAUGGCUGGGUAUCUCCUAUCGAUUCCAUGGCUGCCUGGGUUCCCUAUCUCUACACGUUGUCCCUAAUCAACUCAGCUGGUGUGGAGGAGCUCAAUGCUAUUGUCGACCAGACACGUGUCGCCAUAGCAAAGGAUGAGUGGCACAUGGCAACGUCACUCUUUGCAGAGAUGGAAUAUGUUGUGGGACAGCUUGCUGCUGAUGUGGACUGGUACAAUGUACUCAAACAUACCGCUUUCGUCACCACCAACUUGAGCUCCCUUGCCCGU